GAUGUGCGGUUUCGUCCGCGGCUUCCUGGUUGCCCAGGAUGCGCCGACGCCUCGAAGGGGCGCCUGCUUCGGGGCGGCGAAGUGCCAGGCGCUCAGGGCAGACGAGUGGUCGAAGGAGGCGCUCGCCAACGCCGGAAAGAGCUGGCUCAUGUGCCCGGAGAACAAGACUGGCGGAGCCCUUCGCCCCGACGACUCGAGGUUGGUGGGCGAGCGCAGGUCCGAGCCAGGGCGCGUGCCGCAGCGCGUGCCCGACGCGAUCGCGGUUAAAAUCCUUGGGGGCGCGGCGCGCAUUUUUGGCAAUCGGCUGGCCAGCGUUUCCCCCGUGGAAGUGAAGGGGGUGUCGUGGGAUUGCAGCCUCGCUUUCGAGGCCGCGGCGAAGCGCGCGGGGGCCCCGCUUGCCCCUCGCUCCGCCGCCGCGGCCCACUGCGUCGCUGGCGCCGCGCUUCCGCGGGCCAUCGUCGACCUCCUGGGCGCGCCGGCGACGCCCCGCUCGCCCGUGGCCCCCGCGGGCUCCGCGGCCAUCGGCCGCGCCGG
Prorocentrum cordatum is the source of this 534-nucleotide messenger RNA. The record is from the annotation of a GenBank genome assembly. Lineage: Eukaryota; Dinophyceae; Prorocentrales; Prorocentraceae.